AUGCCGAGUCUAUCAUUGGCUCCGAACACCGUGAUCCAGUCCAUCUCUGUGCCUUCCCAUUCGCUGAGGUCGACUCCCGCCCCGGCACACAUCGUCUAUCACAUAGACGUCACCACCCCUUCCCGCGUCUACUCCGUCUCGCACCGCUACAACGCCUUUGUGCAACUUGUCCAAGACCUGCAGACCGAGAACGCAGGGCAUAAAGUACCCCUGGCUUUGCCAUCGCGGAGAGGGGCGUCGUCGAUCUUCUCUCUCGUCGGCGUAGGCGGGGGCAGUGGCAGCAACCUAUCCGAGGCUCAGCUCCUACAACGACGGCAAGGGUUAGAGAACUUCUUGCGGGGUUUAUUGGCCGACAAAGAUCGUCGGUGGGCCUCGUCCAAGGCGUUCAGGGAGUUUCUCGCCGCGCCUUCGAUGACGGAAGAGGAAGGAUCGGCUUUCACGCCUUUGACAUGGAUGACGGAGCAGCAAGCGCUCGUCGUGUUGGCCAGGGAACUACGCGCCACGUUCGCAAAGAGGGAUGCUUUGCUAUUGCAACGGGAUCAUAGUGCCCAUGCGACAGGACAAGAAGGCAAGCGGGGGCUCGUGUCGCUUGUCGCUCGGCUCGGCACUUUGACCAAAGGGCUUGCAGGAUUGGCCAAGACGGGACUGCCGCAAGGGGAACUGCAACGGAGAGGGGACUUGAUUGCACAAUUGCAGGAUGAGACAGAGACGUUGGGCGCGAUCGCUGCGGCUGUACCUCGAGUCGGUGCAGCAUCAAUAGGGAAACCCGAAGAACCCGUCUCGGCUCAAAGAGGAGCGCUCUUGGGUGCCCGUUCGUCGACCAAACCCGCCGCUCGAGUGUUGGGACAACCGGUCGAGACGGCCGAAACAAGACCACUCGAUAACGCAGGCUUGAUGCAACUGCAGCAACAGUACGUUGCCGAGCAAGACGACAAGCUCGACUCGUUGACGGCCGCGCUGAGGAGGCAACGAGCAUUGGGCGAGAUGAUUAGUCAGGAGCUGUCGGAGCAGGAAGAGCUGUUGGAUCACUUGGACAAGGGUUUGGAUAGGACAGGUGGGAAGCUCAAGACUGCUGAAAAGCUGAUGAAGAAGCUCUAG
Microbotryum saponariae is the source of this 1098-nucleotide messenger RNA. Lineage: Eukaryota; Fungi; Basidiomycota; Microbotryomycetes; Microbotryales; Microbotryaceae. The record is from the annotation of a GenBank genome assembly.